GGAGGGUGAGAGAGAAGCUCGGUGAGCAGAGAAAAGGGGCCACCGGUCGCCCCCCCGCUUCUCCGCACGCGCUCUUUAGCCGUGGCCGCCCGCCUGCCGCGGUUACCUGGGCCUCUCUCACGGUCCCUUCUGAUUGGAUCUAGACGCUGAGCGAGGCCCUGCUAGGGCGGCCAUGCGGCGGUGACAGGAGCUCGGUUGAGACGCACGGGCCCCUCGCCCUCUCACCUCCUGUCCGCUAGCCAGCUCGCCUCACCCCGAGGCUGCUCCACCGCGGCCGCAGCUCGUGCACGGCCCACACUCGCUUCCCUUCGGCACCCCGACCCCAGCGCUGCCUGGAGGCGGCUGCACUCGGUGUUAUGGUUUUGCGCUAAUUUGCGGCUGGGAGUGUUCAGAUGAUGUCGGGUCCUGUUCAAGUAGUGCUCACUCCUGCGAAUGCGGGCUCCCCCACCCGUGCAGACUUCUCACCCUCUGCAUUCAACUUUGCUGCAGACAAGGGCUUGUUAGGCCACAAUGCCUGAAAGUAGUCUCUGGGUGUUGACAAAACAAAAGGGGAAGUUAGUUUGCAAAUGGUAAUGUACAUUAGUGUGUACUAAGGUGGCAGGGUGUUUUCCCCUGGGCUAAGGCCUAUGUUUUGGGAUGACUGAUCUUAUAUCUUGAUACAGUAGACUCCCCUCCCCCCCUUAUCCGCGGUUUCACUUCCUACAGUUAUAGUUGAGGUCAGAAAAUUUUAAACUGAAAAUUCCAGAAAUAAACAGUUCAUAAGUUUUAAAUUUCUCGCGCCGUUCUGAGUAGCGCGAUGAGGUCCUGCUCUGUCCCGCCCGGGACGUGAAUCAUCUCUUUGUCCAGCGUAUCCACGCUGUAUGCGCUACCAGCUGCUCGUCACUAAGUAGCCAUCUCGGUUUCGUAUUGCAGUGCCUGUGUUCAAGUAACACUUAUUUUCCUUGAUAAUGGCCCCAAAGAGCAAGAGUAGUGAUGCUGGCAAUUCGAAUAUGCCAAAGAGAAGCCGUAAAGUGCUUCCUUUAAGUGAAAAGGUGAAAAUUCUUGACUUAAUAAGGAAAGAAAAAAAAUCUUAUGCUGAGGUUGCCAAGAUCUACAGUAAGAACGAAUCUUCUAUCCGUGAAAUUGUGAAGAAGGAAAAAGAAAUUCGUGCUAGUUUUGCUGUGGCACCUCAAACUGCAAAAGUUACGGCCACAGUGCGUGAUAAAUGCUUAGUUAAGAUGGAAAAGGCAUUAAGUUUGUGGGUGGAAGAUAUGAACAGAAAAUGUGUCCCAGUUGACGGCAGCAUGUUGCGCCAGAAAGCACUGAGCCUAUAUGAAGACUUCAAGGGAUCCUCUGAAAGGAAUGACACCAAGCCAUUUACUGCAAGUAAGGGAUGGUUACACAGAUUCAGGAAUAGGUUUGGACUGAGAAACAUAAAAAUUACUGCAGAGGCUGCGUCUGCUGAUGAAGAAGCUACUGCCACAUUUCCGGCAGAGUUGAAGAAGUUGAUUAAGGAGGAAGGGAUCAUGGCCCAAGUAGCAAUGUCUACCCUGCCAGUAGAAGAUGAAGAGUCUUCAGAGAGCAGGAUGGUGGUGACAUUCCUCAUGUCUGCUCUAGAGUCCAUGUGUAAAGAACUGGCCAAGUCCAAGGCAGAAGUGGCCUGCAUUGCAGUGUAUGAAACAGAUGUGUUUGUUGUUGGAACUGAGAGAGGACGGGCUUUUGUCAACACCAGAAAGGAUUUUCAGAAAGAUUUUGUGAAAUACUGUGUUGAAGAAGAAGAAAAGGCGGCAGAGAUGCAUAAAAUGAAAUCUACAACCCAGGCAAAUCGGAUGAGUGUAGAUGCUGUAGAGAUUGAAACACUCAGAAAAACAGUUGAGGACUAUUUCUGCUUUUGCUAUGGGAAAGCUUUAGGCAAAUCAACAGUGGUGCCUGUUCCCUAUGAGAAGAUGCUACGAGAUCAGUCUGCUGUGGUAGUGCAGGGGCUUCCAGAAGGAGUUGCCUUUAAACACCCUGAGAACUAUGAUCUUGCAACUCUGAAAUGGAUUUUGGAGAACAAAGCAGGGAUUUCAUUUAUCAUUAAGAGACCUUUCCUGGAGCCAAAGAAGCACCUAGGUGCUCGCGUGAUGGUAACAGAUGCUGAAAGGUCAAUGCUAUCUUCAGGUGGAAGUUGUGGCCCCAUCAAAGUGAAAACUGAACCCACAGAAGAUUCUGGUAUUUCCUUGGAAAUGGCAGCUGUGACAGUAAAGGAAGAAUCAGAAGAUCCUGAUUACUAUCAAUAUAACAUUCAAGCAGGCCCUUCUGAAACUGAUGAUGUUGAUGACAAACUCCCCCUUUCGAAGUCUUUGCAAGGAAGCCAUCAUUCUUCAGAGGGCAAUGAUGGAACAGAAAUGGAAGUACCAGCAGAAGAUUCUACUCAACAUGUCCCUUCAGAAACAAGUGAGGACCCCGAAGUUGAGGUGACUAUUGAAGAUGAUGAUUAUUCUCCACCUACUAAGAGACCAAAGAGCAAUGAGCCACCCCAGCCACCAGUCACAGAACCCGCCAAUGCCGGAAAACGGAAAGUGAGAGAGUUCAACUUUGAGAAAUGGAAUGCUCGAAUUACUGAUCUGCGUAAACAAGUCGAAGAGUUGUUUGAAAGAAAAUAUGCUCAAGCUAUAAAAGCCAAAGGUCCUGUGACGAUCCCAUACCCUCUUUUCCAGUCACAUGUUGAAGAUCUAUAUGUGGAAGGACUUCCAGAAGGAAUUCCUUUUAGAAGGCCAUCUACUUAUGGAAUUCCUCGCCUUGAGAGAAUAUUACUUGCAAAGGAAAGGAUUCGUUUUGUGAUUAAGAAACACGAACUUCUGAAUUCAACACGCGAAGACCUACAACUUGAUAAACCAGCUUCAGGAGUAAAGGAAGAGUGGUAUGCCAGAAUCACUAAAUUACGAAAGAUGGUAGAUCAGCUUUUCUGCAAAAAAUUUGCUGAAGCCUUGGGGAGUACUGAAGCCAAGGCUGUACCUUACCAGAAGUUCGAGGCACAUCCUAAUGAUCUCUAUGUGGAAGGACUUCCAGAAAAUAUUCCUUUUAGAAGUCCCUCGUGGUAUGGAAUCCCAAGGCUUGAAAAAAUCAUUCAAGUGGGCAAUCGAAUUAAAUUUGUUAUUAAAAGACCAGAACUUCUGACUCACAGUACUACUGAAGUUACUCAGCCAAGAACGAAUACACCAGUCAAAGAAGAUUGGAAUGUCAGAAUUACUAAACUACGAAAGCAAGUGGAAGAGAUUUUUAAUUUGAAAUUUGCUCAAGCUCUUGGACUCACAGAGGCAGUAAAAGUACCAUAUCCUGUGUUUGAAUCAAAUCCUGAGUUCCUUUACGUAGAAGGCUUGCCAGAAGGAAUUCCCUUUCGAAGUCCUACCUGGUUUGGAAUUCCACGACUUGAAAGGAUUGUCCGUGGCAGUAAUAAAAUCAAGUUUGUUGUCAAAAAACCUGAACUAGUUAUUUCCUACUUGCCUCCUGGAAUGGCUAGUAAAAUAAACACUAAAGCCUUGCAGUCCCCGAAAAGACCACGAAGCCCUGGGAGUAAUUCAAAAGUUCCUGAAAUUGAGGUCACUGUGGAAGGCCCUAAUAACAACAACCCUCAGACCUCAGCUGUGCGAACCCCUACCCAGACUAAUGGUUCUAAUGUUCCUUUUAAGCCUCGAGGGAGAGAGUUUUCCUUUGAGGCAUGGAAUGCCAAAAUCACAGACCUAAAACAAAAAGUUGAAAAUCUUUUCAAUGAAAAAUGUGGUGAAGCUCUCGGCCUUAAACAAGCUGUGAAAGUGCCAUUUGCAUUAUUUGAGUCUUUCCCAGAAGACUUUUAUGUAGAAGGCUUACCGGAGGGUGUGCCAUUUCGUCGACCAUCUACUUUUGGCAUUCCAAGGCUGGAGAAGAUACUCAGAAACAAAGCCAAAAUUAAGUUCAUUAUUAAAAAGCCCGAAAUGUUUGAGACAGCAAUUAAGGAGAGCACCUCCUCCUCUAAGAGCCCUCCAAGAAAAAUAAAUUCGUCGCCCAAUGUUAAUACUACUGCAUCAGGUGUUGAAGAUCUUAACAUCAUUCAGGUGACAAUUCCAGACGAUGAUAAUGAAAGACUGUCUAAAGUUGAAAAAGCUAGACAGCUAAGAGAACAAGUUAAUGACCUCUUCAGUCGAAAAUUCGGUGAAGCUAUUGGUAUGGGUUUCCCUGUGAAAGUUCCCUACAGGAAAAUCACAAUUAACCCUGGCUGUGUGGUAGUUGAUGGCAUGCCUCCUGGAGUGUCAUUCAAAGCUCCCAGCUACCUGGAAAUCAGUUCCAUGAGAAGGAUUUUAGAUUCUGCUGAGUUCAUUAAGUUCACAGUCAUUAGACCAUUUCCAGGACUUGUGAUUAAUAACCAGUUGGUUGAUCAGAAUGAGUCAGAAAGCCCAGUGAUCCAAGAAUCAGCUGAACCAAGCCAGUUGGAGGUUCCUGCAACAGAAGAAAUAAAGGAGUCUGAUGGAAGCUCUCAGAUCAAGCAAGAACCAGACCCUACGUGGUAGACCUCUUCCCUCCUAGGCUUAAAGUAUCAGUGGGUGAGAAGAGCUUUUCGGACCUGUUACUGCCCCAAGCUGUGUAAUAUACUUGUAUAACAGAAAUACCUUCUAUACAAACCUUUUUUUCUACUUUUAGAUAGAAAUGUCUACUUUUUCAGCAGUUCUGUGAAUUGAAUUAAAGAGCAGAGUGACUGUAGAUUUGGAAUGGCUGGUUUACUUUGGAAUGUAUUAUAAGGAUUUUACAGCAAUGCUGGAAAAACGACAGGGAAAAUGACAGGGAUGAAUCUCACCAGAUUUUUUUUAUGGAUUCAGCAGAGCCUUCAGCUAUGGUGUUUAUUUUCCAAUCAAGUGAAGAUAUCUCUUACUGGAACAUCUCAGCUUCUGCAGUGAAGAAAACACCUGUGAUAGUUUAGUUCUUUAGUUUUUCUAUUUGAAAAAUCAUUUAAAUGAUCCUUUUGUUCACGGCUCUCCUUAAUGACUGAGUGAACAGUUAGUAUCUGUAUAUUUGACUAAACCUUUUCCUAAGCUAUCUAUCAUGGUUCAUACGUUUUUUAUCAUAAUUAAAAAACAACCAUCUGGAUUAUCUAAUAGCCGGUAAGAGGUCAGUAUCUCAGUGUGUGGCUUAUAGAUGGAAUACAGAGAACCUCUUCCACAUUUACUUUUCAUCCAAAUAAAAUGCAUGGUGUACCAGAAGUUUAAGAUCAGGUAUGACUGUUUGGGCAAGCUAAAUGACACUAAAGCCUCACUAUCAUGUAACCUGUUGUGGUGUGGAUUUCUUUGGAACACUGUUCCAGCUUGAAUCAAUCUCAAGGGGUUUUCAUUGCCGUCAUUAUUUUAUAAUUCUACUUGUAAAAUUGAGGCUCCAGUGUGGGGAAUGAAGGGUCAUAAGCUAAUUAUGCACCCACUGAUAUUCUGCGCCAUUUGUAGGAGAAUCUUACACAUGUUGAGAUUUCACAGACAAUAAGAGUUGUAAAAUCCAAGCUAUAUGAAAAGCUAGAGUAUGUGAUGGCAUAGAGUGUUCAUUAGCUUUAUCACAAUAUUCACAAUGGAGAAUUAUAUUACAUGGUAGCAGGGAUAGGCAUUUUUAUGUGUUGCUUAUAUUUUACCUCAAAUUAAAAUGUAGAUAUAGGGUAAUAAAUAAAAUCCAUCCAUGCCUUUCACACACUAA
This is a messenger RNA of Pteropus alecto (black flying fox), 5667 nucleotides long. RefSeq names its product general transcription factor IIi (gene GTF2I). Gene Ontology annotation, molecular function: DNA-binding transcription factor activity. The record is from RefSeq and is a predicted model, not a curated record. Lineage: Eukaryota; Metazoa; Chordata; Mammalia; Chiroptera; Pteropodidae. The coding region runs from base 948 to 4505 and encodes 1185 amino acids. Gene Ontology annotation, cellular component: nucleus. The transcript is spliced from 36 exons. Gene Ontology annotation, biological process: transcription by RNA polymerase II.